GAAACACUGAGUUGAUUUUGGACCGAGUCAGAUAUUGCAGCAAAUCAAACCGACACUGAGUUGAUUAAAAUGGCUUUUGACGGUGCGAGUAAUUUACCUUUGUGGCAGAAUGGACCGUCACCUGGUGCCUUCUAUCACUUUCCAGGCAGUCAGUACGGCACUGGAGGAUUCCAGAAAUCAAUGUCUCCAAUGACAACCGGUACGUCUGUCGUUGGAAUACAAUUCAAAGACGGAGUCGUCAUAGCUGCCGAUAUCUUGGGAUCUUAUGGGUCACUCGCCCGUUAUCGAAAUCUGGAGCGUAUCAUGAAAGUCAAUGACAAUAUCAUUCUUGGUGCCUCGGGAGAUUACGCAGACUUUCAGUGUAUCAAGAGUUAUGUAGAAAGAAAAAUUUUGGAAGAACAAUGUUUGGAUGAUGGAUUUAGUUUGAAACCCAAAGCAUUGCAUUGCUGGUUGACACGUGUUAUGUACAACAGACGGUCAAAUUUCAAUCCAUUUUGGAAUAAUUUUGUGAUUGCUGGCUUGGAAGAUGGAAAACCAUUUAUGGGAACUGUGGAUAAACUUGGAACAUCUUAUACUGAUCCAGUGAUAGCGACAGGUUAUGGUGCUUAUAUGGCGACACCCUUACUAAGAAAAGCUUGUGAAGAUAACAGUCAAAUGACCAAAGAAGAAGCUAUUGAACUGUUAUACAAAGUAAUGCAAGUUCUUUUUUACAGAGAUGCAAGAUCCUUCCCAAAGUAUUAUCUUGGCAUCAUCACAAAAGAAAAAGGAGUCGAAAUUGAAGGACCACUAAGUUUAGAUAGCUAUUGGGGCCCCGCAAUUUUGUGAAACUAAUAUACUCUCUCUUUUUUAUUUCUUCAAAAUAAGGUAUAAUAAAAUAAAUAAGUUAUGAUAAAGUUUGAUAAAGAUAAUUUUCUCUUCGUGAAAUAUAAUCAAUUAUGAUAUCGAAUAUAAUAAUUGAGUAAAUUAAUUCGAGUUUCUGUACAUAUACAAAGUAUCCGACAAUUGGUUUAAUCAUCUUUUGUAGGCAGGUAGAAGGAGUAAAAACUGAGUCGAAAAGUCCUGUACCAUUUUAUUGCGAGAUUAGCAAUAGUUACCGAGAUCUUAAUUAACAAUUUAAUCAAAACGUCCAGAAUACACGCAGUGUAUUUGGACGUUUAAAAAUUAAAUUGUUUGAUUGUCUACUGCCAACUUGGACCAUAGGUUCUUCGGUUCUUUUUCUUUUAAUUUGUUUUACCAAGCCGUUACUUGAAACUAAUUUAUUAAUUAACAAAGAUCCGCGAAUAAGC
Molecule: messenger RNA, 1286 nt
Organism: Pseudomyrmex gracilis
Lineage: Eukaryota; Metazoa; Arthropoda; Insecta; Hymenoptera; Formicidae
Gene: Prosbeta7
Product: proteasome subunit beta type-4
Exons: 5
Coding region: 70-825 (251 amino acids)
Cellular component (GO): proteasome core complex
Source: RefSeq, a predicted model, not a curated record